Molecule: messenger RNA, 1000 nt
Organism: Serpula lacrymans var. lacrymans S7.9
Lineage: Eukaryota; Fungi; Basidiomycota; Agaricomycetes; Boletales; Serpulaceae
Exons: 5
Coding region: 98-706 (202 amino acids)
Biological process (GO): lysosomal transport; Golgi vesicle transport; retrograde transport, endosome to Golgi
Cellular component (GO): GARP complex; membrane; EARP complex
Source: RefSeq, a predicted model, not a curated record
GCAGUACUGUCACUGUGACCACUCAAAAUACAAGCUUCGCUUUGUUUGUAAAGCAGGACAACAGGGAAAGUACUUAUACUGCACUUAUUCUCAUAACAUGUCCCAGCCUCUAUCUACGCCCCCUUCUCCAACUCGACAGCGACGCAAAUCAAUACCUCGUCCCCCCUUCUCUCCUCUUCGCCCGACAACACCUCCCGCCAGUACUCCCACCGGAACCAAUGCUCGUCGUUCGUCAGGUGUCGCUGGCCAAACACCAAGCUUUAAUGCUCCUCCUACCCCACCGAAAAGCCGUGCUAGGGAUCUACUAAGAAGACAUUAUGGACUUGGGAUUGGUCUUCCACCUCCAACAGGAAAACCGAAUGACCCUAUGGAUCUAGACUCGCCAGCUUUUGAAGCACGAUCCUACUAUGACCAGCUUAUAACGACAUCGUCCCUGAUCACUUUACUGAAGCGCGAGAACGAGCUUAUAACAGAGAUCCGUCAACUAGACAGUGAAAGACAAUCACUGGUGUAUAACCACCACCACGAGUUAAUAGCGGCCAGCGAUACGAUAGCAGCUAUGAAGACUCAAGCUGAGAGUUUAGAUGCUGACCUGGAUGCUCUGAAGGCUGCUUUCUCUGAGAUUUCUCGUUUAGGUGCUGAAGUUUCCCUGGAACAAGGCUUUCCGUCAAAUGGUGACAACUACGCCGAACAUAGUGGAUCGUGAAAUUGGUGGGAAGGUCUUCAAAUGCGUUCUUUGACUCUGCUACUUAAAUCGAUUGUUCAGCAUGGUUCCACUCGGCCCAAGUUGCUCGAUGAUCUGGAAACCGUUCGCACAAUCUUGAUUUUUUUAUCACCCUCGGAAGGCUUGGAUGGUCAUUGCCGUGUGUCAAGUUUUUAUAUAUUGGUAUCGAUAAGUACAGAACCGACGAGUAUCCAGCUAGAAGGUGUCUAAAAUACUAAUAACAUUAAUAACGGUACCGAUUUCUAUGUCAGUUCUUGUCUCAAAGUCUUGGGACAU